This is a messenger RNA of Hydatigera taeniaeformis, 825 nucleotides long. The record is from the annotation of a GenBank genome assembly. Lineage: Eukaryota; Metazoa; Platyhelminthes; Cestoda; Cyclophyllidea; Taeniidae.
CACACUGGUUCUUCAUACGUUAAGCGACACACCGUUAGGUGGCCCGCCGAUGCGAUUGAUCGUCAACAUCUGGUCUAUGCAAGAGCUCACUUUGAGUGUGUGCGUUAUGGUUGGUCGGAAAGCAACACUACUUCUAGGCCUGUUGUCAGCAAGCGCAUAGGCUGUAAGGCAUAUGUGGUAAUUCAAACCUACAAAGGUUGGGUAGAGAUAUUUCACCUAAACAUGCAACACAAUCAUGAGAUUAAUCAAGAGGAUGCUGGUCACUCUACUCGGCAAUCGCGUCGGAUUCAAACAAACAAGCAAGCAGCAACUACUACCACUACUGACAGUGGAAGCAGUGGGAAUUACACAUAUUUCGGUGCUCCAACUAAAGGAAUUGGAUCUUCAACAGAAUGUAUGCAACAGAAUGUCCUUCGGCGAUUACAAGGACCGACAGCAAAGCCGGAGGAGAGUCUAAAGGAAGAGGACUACUUUGCAUCAAAGGGAAAUACCGAGAGAGUAGUAGUAACAACACAGUCAACUGAAAGAGCCCAGACAAUGACGGCAGAGGAGGCUAAAUUGGCAUUGCUUGACUCACAGCUGGAGGCGGUGCGAAAUUUGGCGAUCACAGAGUAUGGUCUGGUAGGGACAAAUGGAGCGUGCAGCGAAGUAGCACUCGCCAUGUGCGAAGAGCUCAAGCAGAUGGAGGCAGCCUGGAUACGCUGUCUAGCAGAAACAGAGGCGCAGCAAGAAGCAGCGCCAAUACUACUAGAGUUCGCCAGUGCAUCAGCUACAGAUCCAAUCACCACAACGGCUACCGUAAAACUCCAUGCGAGACAGGUAUAA